GUCCAAGUCUAGAAGACACCUGCACUGCGUGCGCUGCAAUCCCUCUUGAAGAACAGUCGAAAUACAUUUCUGAGUAUAUUGCCCACAGGCAGAUCUACUCAUGGCUGAGAACGCACCUCCACCUACUUCGACCUCGUCGGGCGACUCUUCACGAGGCAUGCCGUACUAUGAGAAGCUGAGGCGCGACUUGCGGGAGACGCUGCAGAAAAAGCGGGCGCUGGACGCGUCAAUCAUGAAUCUUGAAGACAACAUCUACAGGCUUGAGACUCAGUACCUGGAAGAGACGACGGCAGGCAACAUCAUCAAGGGCUUCGACAACUACAUCAAGGGCACCACUUCAAGCACAACUGCCGGUGGCGCUGGCACAGCGUCAAGAAGAAAGGGAGGUAUCACGGAUGCGGAUAGGAUAUUCAGCAGGAGCUCGGCGAGCUUUCAACGGGACUCUCCCGACAGAUCUUCAAAUUCAACGCCUUCGCAUGCGGCAACACCAGCGUCGAGCUUCCAUCAUAGCAAUCACCCGACACCGUCGGCGACGAGCAACAAAGGUAGCGUAGCUGGCAACAAGAAGAAGAAGGCUCCCGACGAUGACGACACGGAUAGUAAGAGCACCAAGCGCGGCAAGAUCACAUAUGCACGCGAGUAAAUCGCUAUUGACAUGAUUUAGAAGAUGCUGCAUCAACCAUCACUAUCUUUAAAUCGAUUUUGCAGCGACUGCCAUAUCGUUGCAAAACAUCAAGGCUUCAACAUGGUACCUCUUGUUCGCUACUUUCCAUGGAACCUCCAAAACAAAGCAGUGUUUCUUUUUUCCUGCUUUCGCUGUCCAUCACUUUGCAGGAUAUGUGGAAAGGUCGCGCAUGUGAACAUAUGCAGAACCUUCAAAUCGGCUGCAUAUGGGAGUAUGUCACUCAGUCCGAGGUCCACUCCUCAGCCCAGAAGCCGAUAAUUCCGUCAAUAUCUUCCUCCUUCACGCCACCUUCAAUGAGUCUUUGUGCGUCCUCAUCACGCAAUUCCGCAACGUCCCUUAGGCAUGUUGUCUGAUCCGUCAACGCAAUCCACGUCUCCUGCCUCAUCGGUGGAUCUGUCGUGCAAAAAGGGAGAACGUUCAGGGCUGCACUGAUCGGCUUUGAACAAGGAAAGGGCAUGCCUCCGGUGAAGGGCUUUUCGAACGCGCUGAGGAUGCUCGGCAGUGCAGACGCGUUAGCGAGAGGAAGAAGGGGGGUGCUGAUACGUGCUUGCAUGAGCUGAAUCUGAAAGUCGUUGAAUGCAUGUAGAGGUGUAGGAAAAGCGGCAACACCUUUGUCUAAAGGGUGGAGAUAGAAUAUGAUGGCGCAAUAUUUACUGCCACUUAUGCUUGCAUGGCGAUGUACGCGAGCUAAAGUCAAGUGUAUGUUUGCUGGUGCGACCGAAGAGGACGUCGCAACGAGAAAGCGAAGCUCCUGUUCCUUGUCCUCAGGCCUGGCUAAACGGAUAUGGAGCGCCAGAUCAUGUGUCUGCAAAGAAGUCUCUGACUCUUGUAUGUCAGGAUACGUUGGCUUAUGUAGUGUGGUGGGACACUGCACCGCGUAACGAGAGCGGCCGCUCCUGCAAGGCUGGUAUCAAGCCCGAGCACGAUGCUCUACGACGGAGUGAAGUACAGAAUGACAUCCCUUGACUUCAACUUGAAAAGCUUUUUGAACUUGCAUUUCAUACUUUGGCCUCUGUCUGGGUGCCAUUUAAAUCUCAAAGGCGCCCAUCCAUCGCUCCUUCCACAGCAGUCCUACCAAAUCAUAUGAUGGAAC
Verruconis gallopava is the source of this 1778-nucleotide messenger RNA. RefSeq lists its product as uncharacterized. The record is from RefSeq and is a predicted model, not a curated record. NCBI's taxonomy places the organism in Eukaryota, Fungi, Ascomycota, Dothideomycetes, Venturiales, Sympoventuriaceae. Gene Ontology annotation, cellular component: NuA4 histone acetyltransferase complex. The transcript has 4 exons. The coding region runs from base 101 to 643 and encodes 180 amino acids.